AUGCUUGUCGUCCGUCUACUGCCACCCAGUGACGCUAUCUGCGAUCAAAAGGGCAUCAUCUUCUCGCCUUUGCAGGGCGCGAUCCAAUAUGAUUGGCUCAAUUACGGCGAUAUGUGGACACAGGGUCUGAAGUAUCGCACUCCAGUCAAUACAUCCGUGUCGGAGGAAACAAACGAGGCCUGGUUGGAGCUCCUGACCGACGUCGAUCUUAGUGUCCCAGAGCAUGUCCUCGAUGCUCUUGGCCAAAAAACAGACUAUCGUUGGAGAGCUCAUCCAUCAGGCGGGUAUGCUGCAAAACUCGGAGGGUUCCAUCAGAUGGCUUGCCUGAACGAGAUUCGUCAGCAUGUCAAGGCUGAUCUGGACAACCCAAAGCGCAUUGAGAAGCGACAGAUCGUAGACAACUGUCUCGAGUUGCUACGCCAAAAGUUCAUGUGUGACAUGGAUGCCACGCCCUACCUAUUGAAGUACGAUAAGAAGGCUGUUCGAGGCGAUGUGCCAGACAUGGACACAUUACACAAAUGUCGAGACUACGGCAAGCUCAGAACUCUGGUUCAAAACUCUGAUCAUACAAAAUAUGUUUGA
Molecule: messenger RNA, 582 nt
Organism: Aureobasidium namibiae CBS 147.97
Lineage: Eukaryota; Fungi; Ascomycota; Dothideomycetes; Dothideales; Saccotheciaceae
Exons: 3
Coding region: 1-582 (193 amino acids)
Biological process (GO): mycotoxin biosynthetic process
Source: RefSeq, a predicted model, not a curated record